Oryza brachyantha (malo sina) is the source of this 845-nucleotide messenger RNA. RefSeq lists its product as uncharacterized. The coding region runs from base 92 to 511 and encodes 139 amino acids. The record is from RefSeq and is a predicted model, not a curated record. Gene Ontology annotation, cellular component: mitochondrial large ribosomal subunit. NCBI's taxonomy places the organism in Eukaryota, Viridiplantae, Streptophyta, Magnoliopsida, Poales, Poaceae. The transcript is spliced from 2 exons.
CCCAGCCCGAAUCGUUCAGCCGACCCCGACGCCUCACGAUCGUCGGGAACCGAAGCGGCGGCGGCGGCGGCGGCGAAGAGGAGGAGGAGAGAUGCUCAAGUUCCUGUCCAAGGUGGUGGUGGAGUACUGCCCGCUGGACCCGCGCAAGGCGGCGGUGGUGGAGCUCCUCGCGCAGUGCAACGGCCGCAAGGCCAAGGACUCCAACCCGGCCUGCUCCGUCGAGCUGCGGCGCCUGCCGUCGCCGCCGGACGCCGGGGACGCCAAGUCCCACCCGCCCCCGCGCGUCCUCGUCACCUACUUCAACGGCGUCGAGGAGUCAUUCGUCGCCGCCGAGGGCGCGACCGCGCAGGGCAUCCGCGACCAGAUCCUCGACCGCGGACGCCUCCUCGACACCGAGCAGCUCUUCCGCGACGGCGGGGAGAAGUGGCCCGUCGUCAUCCCCGAGGAAGAGCUCACCAUGUCGUUCCCGGGCAUCAAGCCAAAGAAAGCCGAGGAGAAGCCCCAGGCCUAGUGAUCCAGGCGUAGAUAGCAUCCUCAACCAGCUGAAUAUUUGUACUUCCACAGACAUUUCACCACAUUUUGUGGGAUGGUUUCCAGCUUCGAACUAGAAAUGGGUGCUCUGGCUUUCAUUGACUAUGUUUGUUCAGGACAUUCCUUCCCCUUUAUUUUUCCUGAACUCUUUUCAGGAGAUGUUAAAAGAACUUCCUGAAAUGCGGUGCUCUGUAGUCAUAUAAUUUCGCUGUAGGAUUGUAGCCCUUUCUCACUGCAGUCUGUUGUGAACGAAUUUAUUCUGAAUAAGCACACUUAUGACAACAGGUGUGUGUGUGUGUGUUUUUUUAGUCAAA